Paramecium sonneborni is the source of this 1720-nucleotide messenger RNA. Lineage: Eukaryota; Ciliophora; Oligohymenophorea; Peniculida; Parameciidae. The record is from the annotation of a GenBank genome assembly.
AUGCAGCCAAUUAAUUAUGAUUAAGUUCUCAUAACCUUUUAAUGCUCUCGUAAACAUUUAGUUAUUGAUUCUAAAUACUAUGUUUACAUGCUUCCUAAAAUUUUGAUUCUUUCAAGUGUAAUUAUUUAUCCUUUCUUAGAAUCCCAAACAAUAAAACCCAAAAUAUAUUGUAUAAUUAAGUUUAACAUCCAAAAUUCAUUGGAUAACAAAACCUAAGACAGCUAUUCUUGAAUAAUUUGGAUUCAAAUACAAGGAUGAAAUAAAAUAUUUCUUUGCCUCAACAAAAGAUUUGUAACAACUUAAGGAUUUAAUGCAGGGUUAAAUCAUGUUUAAAGAUAUAAGUGAUUUCUAUUCUCCUAUCUCUAUGUUAGGUAAAGGUGGUUCUUCUAAAGUAAUAAUUUCAUUUUUACUUAGGUCUAUUUAGUAACUAAAAAAGACGAUUAAUCUUAAUUUGCAUCUAAAUGUGUUGAUAAGAGAUAUUUGUAAGAAGAUGGAGGAUAUGUAAAUUAUUUUUAAAUUAUUAGCAUGCUUUGUUCAAUGAAAUUCAAUUAAUGUAAAGACUUAAACAUGAAAACAUCAUUCAAUUAGUUGAUCUUUAUGAAGGAGAAAACACAUUUUAUCUUAUUCUAGAAUAUUUAGAAGGAAAAAGUUUGCAUGAAUUACUGAUUUAAAGAUAAUCAAUUUUUGAAUAAGAACAAAUUUAAAUAAUUAUUAAAGUAAUUAGCAUUACAUAUUAAAGUUAAUUUUAUAAUCAAUUGAUUAUAUGCAUUCUUAAGGUAUUAUGCAUCGUGAUUUAAAACCAGAAAACAUCAUGUUUAAAAAAAAUAAUCAACUUUAAUCCCUUAAAAUUGUUGAUUUUGGCUUAGCAACAUCUCAAAAUAUUGAAGUCUUUCCAUUCCCUAAAUGUGGAACACCUGGUUAUGUUGCACCAGAAAUUGCUAAUUUAAAAGAUUUAUCUUAAAAAUAUACUUCUAUUUGUGAUGAAUUUAGUGUGGGCUGUAUUUUUUAUAAAUUGUAUUCAAUUUAUUUAUAUUCAAGAUGUACUGGAAAAGAACUGUUUCCUGGAAGUGAUUAUCAAGAGAUUUUAAGAUUGAAUAAAAAAUGUAAUGUAGUUCUAGAUAUACUUUCUAUUUAUAAAACUCCUCCAGAAGCUAUUGAUUUAAUAUCUUAAUUACUUAAAGCUAAUCCAAAAGAAAGAAUUACUGCCUAAAAUGCACUUUUACAUCCUUACUUCUAAAAACAAUAUGAAAACAAAAAAACUAAAUUCUAAUAAUCAAAUGUUACAAAAUAAAAUCCUGUAUUUCAAACUUAAAAUUUCAAUUCUAAAGUUGUUAAUAUUAUUUUUUAAAAAUUCGAAGAUGACAUUGUAGAAGAUGAAAAUACAAAACAAUUAAGCAUACCUGUUAUGUAAAAUAUGAAAUCUUUUGUUUAAAUUUAAUAAAAUGCUUUUUCCCCUGAAAAUCUUUAACCUCGAAAACAUAUGAAAAAAUUUCAAACCUCAGAAUUUGACUAAUAUACUUAAACAAUAUCUCCAAAAUUAAACAAUUUUAAACCAUCCUUAAUUAUGAAUUGUGAAACUUAUGCUAAUACACCAAAUCUAGAUAAAACAGCCCAAACAACUAUAAAUAAUUUAAUAAAUAAAGGAUAAGUUUCUGAGGUAAUUAAUUUUAUGUACAAAAUUGAAGAAGAGCAAGAAGAAGAAAAAGGAAUAUAGAAAUGA